GAAAACAAAAAAAAAUAUUCUGAACCAAUGGACUGCAGACACAGUACAGGAAAUGACCAGAGACUGCAGACAUAGUACAGGAGAUGACCAGAGACUGCGGACGUAUUACAGGAGGCGGCCAGAGACUGCGGACACAGUACAGGAGAUGACCAGAAACUGCGGACACAGUACAGGAGAUGACCAGAAACUGCGGUCACAGUACAGGAGAUGACCAGAGACUGCGGACACAGUACAGGAGAUGACCGGAGACUGCGGACCCAGUACAGGGGAUGACCAAGAGACUGCAG
Molecule: messenger RNA, 287 nt
Organism: Staurois parvus
Lineage: Eukaryota; Metazoa; Chordata; Amphibia; Anura; Ranidae
Source: the annotation of a GenBank genome assembly